AUGGAAGACUUCUAUUUUGAUGAACCUGGUCGGUUGUGUUUGCUUGGCAUUCUCCCCGGAGCCCUUUCCAAAACCAAGGCGAGGUUGGAGGCUCGGACAAAUGAACUAAAAUACACUUUAGAAUCUACUGAGAUUGCUCAGCUCCGUCAAAUUCUUAUGAAUAUCGACAACAAAAUUGAGCUAUCCAACGAUGAAAAUACCGCUGUUGUCGAGAAAUUUCGGGAAAAAGCUCUAUCCUGGCACUUGAAGCCUGAAGAUCUUCAAGAAAGCUUGCAAGAACUCUCCACAAUUCGAUUGACCAGGCAAAGUGGUCUUCAACUGGGAUCGAGCCUUGUAGUGCGCCCGAGAACCUAUGCCGAUGCAGAAACUCAGACAGACAGAAACAUGUCUAUUGGCUUCUUCAGUGCUGUCGAACUGCCCACAGAGAUAUUUCCAAUGAACUUUGAUGGCCUUGAGUAUCCCAGAGUCAAGAGUUCGACGACUAAGAUGUCUAAACCCCAAGAGGUUGACAAUCGAACAGGGCAACAGCCUGAAACUGCAUUGCUACAGAACCCCCCGGAAACUAAUCAUGGGGAAGUCAUUCCUAUGGAUAGAACACCCAGCAUGGACAGACCGCUCACCUUGCUCAGAAGAGUGAGCGGCGAGACCAUAGAUAACAUCCACUUAUCCGCCGAGGAGUUCGUCAUCAUUAACCUCGAAUACCCGGAGGAACCAUUUGUUUUGCGCUGUCCAUGUCGUCGUCUCUGUUGGAAACAACACCCAUUCGAACAGCACCGCGCCCUCCACCACUUUUGCGAGUUUCAUCUCGAGGUUUUCGGGGACGAAAUUCCUACCGAAAGAUUCGUGUUCGAAAAUUAUUCACGGAAAGUUAUUGGAAUGCCACCUUCGGCUUUCAGCGCACUGGCGAUGGGAAACGAGCACAACUUGGAUCUAACAAAAGAGUCGGAGACUCCUGGCAGCCUCGACGUGGAAGUCAAUGGCUCUAACACCGCCUCCGAUUCACGAGACAGGCCAAUAUUGCCGUCUGAUAUGGAAGCUCAACAGUCACCAGCGGUGUUAUCCGAACUUGUUGGAGAUGAAGACAAGGCCCUUGACAACAUUGAAGUUUUCGACGGCGAUUACUACGACGACUGCUCCGAUGAAGAAGAAGACGAUGAAAUUGAUUACCUGGAUAGCGAAUACGCACCAGACGAGCAAUACCAUAUGGCCGACCCUAUCGGGGGUAGAGGCGAAGGCCGAGUUUUCUCAGCUCCACCCCAGACAAGAGCAUCGCGCGAUUGCUGCAAAAAGACCUAUGUAUCGCCUGUGGAGUCACUCAAACGUAACAGGUCCACGUUCGAAGGCAUUGAGACACCGAGAUUCAUUUAUACAUUCAAGACUUCAAGACUCCAUGAGCUGAAGACCAACUUUUAG
Truncatella angustata is the source of this 1413-nucleotide messenger RNA. RefSeq lists its product as uncharacterized. Bases 1 to 1413 code for a protein of 470 amino acids. The transcript is spliced from 3 exons. NCBI's taxonomy places the organism in Eukaryota, Fungi, Ascomycota, Sordariomycetes, Amphisphaeriales, Sporocadaceae. The record is from RefSeq and is a predicted model, not a curated record.